This is a messenger RNA of Asterias rubens (European starfish), 1115 nucleotides long. RefSeq lists its product as uncharacterized. NCBI's taxonomy places the organism in Eukaryota, Metazoa, Echinodermata, Asteroidea, Forcipulatida, Asteriidae. Bases 251 to 928 code for a protein of 225 amino acids. The record is from RefSeq and is a predicted model, not a curated record. The transcript has 6 exons.
CAAAGUUGUUGAUUAUUAAGUACAGUACUCUUGAUGUUGGAACCGUAAUACUUACCUUCAUUGGUGAUGAUCAGUGUUGUAGCCACGGUGGGCGACGGUGGGCGACGGUGGGCGGGCCUGCCCAGUACUGACAAUUUCCGCCCGGCACUGUAGCUGAAAAACAGACUGCCAAUACCACAAAUAGUUCCAAUGGGAAGAGGUUGAAUCAAGGAAGAGGCUGAGUGAGAAGAAUUCAGAGGACUUGAAGCAUAUGGAUAAAAGACGAAGAGACAACCAGGUUGCGUGGAGAACCCUACAGAAGUACUUUCGACGAGCAGUAGCGUCUAGACAAACAUUGCAUGACACUCAAGAGGAGAAAAGAGCGGAGCUGGAGAAUCAAAUGAAGGAUCUACAGGAAGAGCUGGCAGCAGAGGAAGACUCUCACGCAGCAGCGCUGGAGUGGGAGUAUGAUUCAAACUGCAAGCAGCUCAUGAGGAUCUCUAUGCCAAUCAGUCGUCAUCCGAGGCACCUGUCAUCAUUGCCCAUAGUAACGGUACCCCAGCCCAUCAGGAGAGCCCAGAGUCUGCCGACCAGAUCACCAAUAGUAACCUUGAGGUUCAGUGGGUCAUCGAGCAAAAUCCCAAGGAGAGGUCAGAAGAGACCGGUGAGGUCAACCAUAUUGAAGACCAGUCGCUCAGACAGCGUCGUUUUUGUCACAGUGAUGAACUUGGUAAUGCGUCACCAAAGUCAGUCGGUUCAGAGCCUCCAUCACCAACACGAUCAACGGAGGAAUCUCCAAGAAGAGAUGCUGUCAUCCCAUCACCUUGGGGUUCACCACAGAAAUCCCAAGGUGAUGAGCUCUCUGCAGCGUUUCCUGGUCAUCACACCAGAAGCAUCUGCCAUAAGAAAGUACCCGAAGAAGGCUCCAAUCCCGAAGUUUUUUAAUUAGGUGUUAUUGUUUUGUUAUCCUUGAGUUUUAUACAUGUUAACUGCAACAAUGACGCUACAGUUGUACCAGUUGCUUUAAAAUGUAUUAAACCACCUCAGAUGUAUAAUUAUUUAACUUUGUCUUUUAAAGACACUGGACACUAUUGGUAAUUGUCAAACACUAGUCUUCACAGUUGGUGUAUCUCAAC